CAGUCGGCUCAACCUGCGCCGGGGAAGAGCGGCCGCCUCCAGCUCCCGGCGCAGCCCGGCCCCGCUUGGCCGCCUCAGCACACCCCACACCACCCCCGCCAGCUCACUGACGGAGACUGGGUGAGGGGUGAUCGCCUGGAAAGGGGGGAGUUCCGACCCGAGGAAUUUUGAUCUCUUGGCUGGAGAUGCCGGAACCACAGCAGCUGCUUCCCCAAAAUAGUGUCCUCGCCCCUACAGCCGGGGAUCUCCGGAGCUCCUGGAACACUGGCGUCCUGGCCCGCCCUUCAGGUCCCUCUCUGUGAUGCCCGCGAGCCCCCAGGCCCCCACCCCAAGUUCCCGGCUCCGGGUCUCAGGGCGGGGAGAGCCGUUUUCUCCUCGGUCUCUACUGCCCUCCGCUGGCGGCGACAUGCAUGGCAACGUCUGUCGCAAGGGGGUUGUAGUCUAGGGAACCAGGGCUGGCAACCAGUGGGCUAGGACUUGGCAUAGCAGGGACGGGAGACUGAACAGCUGAUGGGAACCAGCAGGUACCAAAGCUCAGAGCUAGACUGCAAAUGAGGCGCUUCAGGGUGUGGCAGGAUGUGGAGGAGGCAGGAUUUGGGGUACCCAAGGAAGGACCUAGGGCUCCCACACUUGAGUCCCCAACCCACUCCCCCAGGGCCCUGGCCCUGGCCAACCCAGGAGGAACGGCUGUGCCUUGAAGCCACUGCAAGUUCUCCCAGUGGUGCCACCCAGCAGCGAGGGCCCCGCCCCUGUCCCGUGGCAGCUGAGUGGACUGCGGCCUCUGGUACCCGCACUGCAUGCACGGGGCCCAGCCCAAGCCGUAGAGCAAGGGGGCAAGACGCCCACCUGCCCUGGCAACCAUGAGGCCCCCGUGGUGUCCCCUGCAGAAGCCCUCCCUGGCCUCCCCACUCCUCCUCCUCCUCUCCCUCCUGGGAGGAGGAGUGGGGGCUGAGGGCAGGGACGACCCAGAGCUGCUGGUAACAGUUCAAGGGGGCCGGCUAAGGGGCAUCCGCCUAAAGGCCCCUGGGGGCCUUGUCUCGGCUUUUCUGGGCAUCCCCUUCGCAGAGCCACCAGUGGGUCCCCGACGCUUUCUGCCACCAGAGCCCAAACGGCCCUGGCCAGGGGUGCUGGAUGCUACAACUUUCCCUAGUGUCUGCUACCAAUAUGUGGACACCCUGUACCCUGGUUUUGAGGGCAUUGAAAUGUGGAACCCAAAUCGUGAGCUGAGUGAGGACUGCCUCUACCUCAACGUGUGGACACCAUACCCCCGACCUGCAGCCCCCCUCCCUGUGCUUGUCUGGAUCUAUGGGGGUGGCUUCUACAGCGGGGCCUCCUCCCUGGACGUGUAUGAUGGCCGCUUCCUGGCACAGGCAGAGGGGACAGUGCUGGUGUCUAUGAACUACCGGGUGGGGACCUUUGGCUUCUUGGCUCUGCCAGGGAGUCGAGAGGCACCAGGCAAUGUAGGUCUGCUGGAUCAGAGGCUGGCACUGCAGUGGGUGCAAGAGAAUGUGGCAGCCUUCGGAGGGGACCCAACAUCAGUGACUCUAUUCGGGGAGAGCGCAGGCGCUGCCUCAGUGGGCAUGCACAUACUGUCCCCACCCAGCCGGAGCCUUUUCCACAGGGUUGUGCUGCAGAGUGGUACACCCAACGGGCCCUGGGCCACUGUGGGCAUGGGAGAGGCCCGGCGCAGGGCCACACUGCUGGCCCGCCUUGUGGGCUGUCCCCCAGGUGGUGCUGGUGGCAAUGACACAGAACUAGUAGCCUGCCUGAGGACACGGCCAGCUCAGGAUCUGGUGGACCACGAGUGGCAUGUGCUGCCCCAGGAAAGCAUCUUCCGGUUUUCCUUCGUGCCUGUGGUGGAUGGAGACUUCCUUAGUGACACGCCUGAAGCCCUCAUCAAUGCUGGAGAUUUCCAUGGCCUGCAGGUGCUGGUGGGUGUGGUGAAAGAUGAGGGGUCCUAUUUUCUGGUUUACGGGGCCCCAGGCUUCAGCAAAGACAACGAAUCUCUCAUCAGCCGGGCCCAGUUCCUGGCUGGGGUGCGCAUCGGGGUCCCCCAGGUGAGCGACCUGGCGGCUGAGGCUGUGGUCCUACAUUACACGGACUGGCUGCAUCCUGAGGACCCGGCGCGCUUAAGGGAUGCCAUGAGUGCUGUGGUGGGCGACCACAAUGUCGUGUGCCCUGUGGCCCAGCUGGCUGGGCGACUGGCUGCCCAGGGGGCCCGAGUCUAUGCCUACGUCUUUGAACAUCGUGCCUCCACACUCACCUGGCCCCUCUGGAUGGGGGUGCCCCACGGCUACGAGAUUGAGUUCAUCUUUGGACUCCCCCUGGACUCCUCGCUGAACUACACCGUAGAGGAGAAAAUCUUUGCCCAGCGGAUGAUGAGAUACUGGGCCAACUUUGCUCGCACAGGGGACCCUAAUGACCCGCGCGAUGCCAAGGCCCCUCAGUGGCCCCCAUACACGACGGGAGCGCAACAGUACGUGAGCCUCAACCUGCGACCACUGGAGAUUCGGAGAGGACUGCGGGCUCAGGCCUGCGCCUUCUGGAACCGAUUCCUGCCCAAAUUGCUCAGUGCCACCGACACGCUGGACGAGGCGGAGCGCCAGUGGAAGGCCGAGUUCCACCGCUGGAGCUCCUACAUGGUGCACUGGAAGAACCAGUUCGACCAUUACAGCAAGCAGGAUCGCUGCUCAGACCUGUGACCCCGGCGGGACCCUACGUCCUCAGGCUCCGCCCCCAGCUGUAUAUACUAUUUAUUAAAGGGCGGGGGAUAUAACAAAGUCCCAGACCUUGCCCGCCCGACCCCGACUUCCCCCCGGGGCUCCUCGUCCUCUGCAUGUCUCGGGCCGAGCUCCCUCCCCCGCGGUGCCUUCGCCCCUCUGGGCUGCCAAUAAACUGUUACAGC
Octodon degus (degu) is the source of this 2905-nucleotide messenger RNA. It is a transcript of the gene Ache, whose product is annotated as acetylcholinesterase (Cartwright blood group). Bases 861 to 2702 code for a protein of 613 amino acids. Gene Ontology annotation, molecular function: acetylcholinesterase activity. Lineage: Eukaryota; Metazoa; Chordata; Mammalia; Rodentia; Octodontidae. Gene Ontology annotation, cellular component: plasma membrane. The record is from RefSeq and is a predicted model, not a curated record. Gene Ontology annotation, biological process: choline metabolic process; acetylcholine catabolic process. The transcript is spliced from 6 exons.